AUGCGAUGCAUUGCCAUUUGUGAAUUAUAUGAUAUCAUCUUCGCCCCUCGGACCUGCAUGGCAACGGCAUCAGGCCAGGCCAUAUGGGUUUCUGCUAUUGCAUAAUCAUGACUUGCAGGAAAUGACAUAUCUACCCUUGAAGCAUUUAUUUUCCGUGUCACUAAAUUGAUAUCCCACACACACACACACACACUCUCACAAGUUCAAAUCUCGCAAGUUUCUUCCUGAUUUCACGCAUUGCUUCCUAAGUAGCUUAGCAAAGAAGGAAAUCGUGGGAGAGCUAGGUAAGGUGUUGACUCGGAUCUACUCUCUUCCUGUGCUUCUUUCUUUCAGCUGUGGAAUAAAACAUGGGAAGGGGAAAGAUAGAGAUAAAGAGGAUAGAAAACACGACGACGAGGCAAGUGACGUUCUCAAAGAGAAGGAACGGACUCCUGAAGAAGACAAAUGAGCUCUCUGUCCUCUGUGACGCCCAGAUCGGACUCAUCGUCUUCUCCAACACUGGCAAGCUCUUUCACUACUCCUCUCACCCCUACAGGAUGGAUCAAAUAAUUGAAAAGUACCAACGAUCUACAGGGACUCGCAUAACGCGCCAUGGACAUUCCCACCUUCAGGAAGAUUUAUUGACUGAGAUGGCAAUGCUGAGGCGUCAAAAUCUGAGCCUUGAGAUGGGGAUUCAGCGCUACCUUGGAGAGGGUAUAGCUUGUCUCCGAUAUGAAGAAUUGACUAAGCUUGAAGAUGAAGUUCAAAGCUCUGUUGCAAGGAUUCGAAAGCGUCAGAAUGAGCUCCUGCAGCAGCAAUUGGAGAACCUGCGAAGGAAGGAAAGAAUCUUGGAAGAUGAAAACUGCAAUUUGUCCAAUUGGGAGCAGCAAACUGCUGUAUUGGAGUUUGAAAGGGCUGCAGCAAGUAACGGUGGUGAUAACAAAGCAGUGAUGGAUCAUCAUCAUCAUCAUCAUCAGUUGCCAUUCUACGAUGAUGAGCAAGCUUCUGCUUCUGCUGGCACCAUCCUUCAGCUUGGUGCACCACAUGUACCACAGCAGCUUCAUCCAUAUCCAUAUCCAUAUCUUCAGCUUGCACAGCCCAAUGUUGAUCAUGACUCACUCACUGGACUACUCAUGGGGCCAUCAAAAUGGGUGAUAGAGAAGGACGGAGGAGUUCCCUUCGAUGCAUGAGAUGAUAUAUCAUCAUUAUCGUCAUCCACAAAGAUUUGCCACUUUCAUUGCUACUCCACUAUGCACCUUCAGAAUUAUAACCUUGCUUUUUUACAUUAAAUAAUUUUCAGACUAUACAACAAAUUUAUUUUCACUUUUCAUCAUAUGUUUGAUCAAAAAUAUAUUUAUAUUAUUAUUAUCUGCACAUUAUCUAGAAAGAAAUGAGGAGAGUGAAUUAGAUACUGGUAAUCAGUAAUAGUGGAUAAGAAACUUAUUAGCUACUUAUGAGCUAUAUGAAGUGUCUGCUCUUCAAUAGUAUUUCCUUAUUAUUAUUGUUGUUGUUGACAUAUUCAUGAAUCAUUUUGUUUGGCAAGCAUGAAGAUAUUGAC
This is a messenger RNA of Arachis duranensis, 1537 nucleotides long. Its product is annotated as MADS-box protein GGM13. NCBI's taxonomy places the organism in Eukaryota, Viridiplantae, Streptophyta, Magnoliopsida, Fabales, Fabaceae. The coding region runs from base 348 to 1169 and encodes 273 amino acids. Gene Ontology annotation, cellular component: nucleus. The transcript is spliced from 7 exons. The record is from RefSeq and is a predicted model, not a curated record. Gene Ontology annotation, biological process: positive regulation of transcription by RNA polymerase II. Gene Ontology annotation, molecular function: DNA-binding transcription factor activity, RNA polymerase II-specific; protein dimerization activity; RNA polymerase II cis-regulatory region sequence-specific DNA binding.